AUGUCAACAUUACCUUCUUCAAGAGGAAGCUCUCCUGAUGCUGAAAAAGACACCAGAAGUAGCCCCCGCUGCAGAAGCAAGCGCAACUCUCAACAUGCGACGCCAGCUUGGAAUCUCAUGUUCCAACCUCGGUCCUAUGAAGAGAUUUAUUCUGAGCGAGCAUAUCUCACAGCGUCCCUCCAAAGGCACUCACUCACAGCGAUCGAGUUGAUCCAUCAAUAUUCCUUGAUAGAGGAAGAACUCCAUGCUCAAGAGCAUAUUGGAAAGCAGCGACGGAAGCUCCGCAAGCGAAUGAGUUUUAUCAAAGUAAAGUUGGCUGAGGCGGCUCGCCAAGAAAAAGCAAUCAUUAUUAGGCUAGGCGAGUUACAGAUGGAGCAACUGGGAAGAGAUACUUGGGACCAGGUACAGCAGCGUCGGAUGUUUUACCCAUUGACGCCAUCAUCCACGCCACGCACGACACCGCUCAGUGCAGGUUCAAAGGAAUUUGUUCCGUCUGAGACUCGAUCUGAGAAUUCCCCAGGUCAUAUCCAGCCCUGUCCAUCCGAGGCCAAGCCCAGAGUCCUUGACACAGUGGUUGAAGUACAAGAAGGAGAGGAGGAGGAUGCCAAUGAGAUUAUCAUCAACACCGAAGAGGAAAACCGACUUGAGCCCAGAGACUGA
Molecule: messenger RNA, 660 nt
Organism: Trichoderma gamsii
Lineage: Eukaryota; Fungi; Ascomycota; Sordariomycetes; Hypocreales; Hypocreaceae
Exons: 1
Coding region: 1-660 (219 amino acids)
Source: RefSeq, a predicted model, not a curated record